Phragmites australis (common reed) is the source of this 2410-nucleotide messenger RNA. RefSeq lists its product as uncharacterized. Lineage: Eukaryota; Viridiplantae; Streptophyta; Magnoliopsida; Poales; Poaceae. The transcript has 13 exons. The record is from RefSeq and is a predicted model, not a curated record. The coding region runs from base 266 to 2272 and encodes 668 amino acids. Gene Ontology annotation, biological process: positive regulation of GTPase activity. Gene Ontology annotation, molecular function: GTPase activator activity.
AACCAAAUCAAGCAACACAGUACAUACAAAAAGAGCUCAAAAACCCAACGAUGUCCAUGCCACCCCAUCACAUCCAACGGCCAAAACUAACCCGCUUGACGGCCCCCUAAAUUUCGCCCAAAUAAUCCACCACCGCCACUGCCAAAUCCCGUAUUUUAAAAUCAAAAUCCAAGGCUCGCUUCCCCUGGCUUCGGCUCCCCUUCCUCCUCCGCAUGCCUCCUCCUCCUCCUCCCCUCCACUGGGUCACUGCCAGGUAGGCCCCACCAUGCAGCAGCUGCCUCCCCCGGCCCCUGCCGCCGCAUCCUCUUCCUCCUCCUCGUCGUUGUCGCUGGUGUCUCGCGCGCGCACGGCGAUCCACUCCGCCGCCGCCCGCGUGCUCACGGACAUCAAGGCCGACCUCCGAGAUGCGGACGGAUCCGGCGGGCACAGCAGGGCGCCGUCCCCGAGGACGUCGCUGGAUCGGGAGGCCGACGCGGGCGCCACGGGGCGGACGUCGGACGUGAGGCCGCCGUCCCCGCGUGAUGAGGUCCUACAAAUAACCCCCUCAGGGGAUGAGGAUUGCUCCAACAUACUACCUGAGUCUACUUCUCCAACAAAGCUGACCUUUCCUCCAGCUUCCAUGGUUAAACAACUGGUAGCUGCCAUUGAAAAUGGAAAAAAUUUCAAGUCAAUGAGUGAUAUGAGGUCUACUGGAGACCAAUUGCUGAAAGAGAAGGGUGGCUUGAGCUUGUCUGUUGUUAAAUCACUUGUUCGCCGUGAAAAGGAGGAAAGAUUGAGUUCUGAAUAUGUUGGCAAUGAAGAAACACAAUCUUUGAUGUACUCCCUGUUCAAAUUAGAGGAACAGUUUCAACAUGACGGAAGCCAAUGUAACCCAGAAUUGCUUCAUUCAACAUCUCUGUCCAAGGAUCUCCAUGGUGCACCACCUGAAAGUUUUGUUCAUGAACUGGCAGAGGUUAUCGGCAGCAUUAGUUCUGUGCACAAGAUGGCAUUCUUUUGGCAAUCUGUAGUUCUUGAGUUGAGAAAACUAUGGUCCGAUUGGCAACCGGUGCCUCGAAUGCCACUGGAUGCUGCUCCGGAUUUGAAUUCUUGUUUACUACAUCAGGAGAUACAAGUCAUAAAUUGCUGCAUUGCCAGGAAAAAGCGAAGAAAAGCAGCUAAAGAGUCGCUGGAUUCCUUGCUAAAACGGGCAAGUAUUGAUAACUCAAAUCCCAGGUUUUCAGUUGGAGAGUCUCCUGAUAACGAGAUGUAUGCAAGAGAUAGCACUGGAGAUUAUGUUCUUCGACUUGGUGCUGAUCGUGUAUCUGAGAACUUAACAUUGCUGGAAACCGGUGAGCCUAUCUAUUCCCCAACACUGCAGGAAGGUCCCAUCAUGACAGCAGAGCUUAUAAAAGAAACAGAGGAGCUUGUCUUACGGACAGGAAGUCUUGGUGCUGGAUGCUCUCAACUUCUAUCAGAUAUGCAGGCUUUCAAGGCAACAAAUCCAGGAUGUGUCCUGGAAGACUUUGUUAGAUGGCACUCUCCACCUGAUUGGUCUGAAGAUUGUGCUGCAAGCAGUACCACAGUAGGGGAAGGUUCAUCUAGACGUGGUCGGUUAAGUGAUAGAAUGCAAACAAAAGAAGGAAACUUGUGGAAGGAGUUGUGGGAGGCUGCAAAAUCUAUACCUGCUGUUGAACAGACUCCUAUUUAUGAUGAAGAUUUAGCAGUGGAGAGCAUCUUUGAUGCCUUGGAAGUUAUUGAACCAUCAAAAUUGUUUGAGCAGCUACUUGCUGUCAUUCUUUCUGUAUGCUUUGUUGCAGCAGAAUCGAUUCUACCAGCAGAUAACAACCUGUCAAAAUUAUUCUACAAUUGUAAGGACUACAUUAUUGGCAUUUACGAAGAUGACAUGUCAAAAGAGAAGCUAGAUGAGAUCUGCAAGGUGUACGAGACGAUGGAAGCCAUAGUAACCCACCCUGAAGAAGCUCUCCAGAUCAUGGACCAACCUGACGAAAAGUCUGUUGAAAAUAAAAACCGCUUCAAGCUGAAGCUCAACUUUAUUGGCAAAGACCGCCCGCCACUUUGGAAGCGUGCACCAAAGGAUGAGAAAAAGACGUCUCCAAAGGAUGAGAAAAAUACAUUGGACGAAAAGAACACAAAGAUAUUCUCGAACCUUUUUGACAAGAAGGUCUCCAUAUUUUCGAAGAAGAAUGUGAAAUCAUCAGAGGUGCUGCCGCCACCACCAACCCUUUCAUCUGCACUGGGACCAUUUGAUGAAAGUGAGUGGACGAUUUUGUAGUUGAAAUUCCUGUAUAGUUCCUUUGUACAACUUGUAGAGAGGUGCUCCCAAGAUGUCGGGAACAAGCUUAAGCUGUAAAUACUCAUCAAAUUCAUUGAUCGUUUUGAAAUAAACUAGCAAAGUGAAUAUUUCGAUGCA